Molecule: messenger RNA, 1377 nt
Organism: Penicillium canariense
Lineage: Eukaryota; Fungi; Ascomycota; Eurotiomycetes; Eurotiales; Aspergillaceae
Product: putative sterol carrier protein
Exons: 2
Coding region: 1-1377 (458 amino acids)
Molecular function (GO): acyltransferase activity, transferring groups other than amino-acyl groups
Source: RefSeq, a predicted model, not a curated record
AUGGUCAAGAAGCAAACAAGUCCCGCCUACGUCCUGGGCGUGGGCAUGACCAAGUUCAUCAAGCCGCGCGGCAAGGUCGACUACAAUGAGCUGGGCUACGAAGCCGGUAUCAAGGCCAUGCUAGAUGCGAAGAUCACUUACGACGAUGUCGAGCAGGGCGUGGCUUGCUAUGUCUAUGGCGACAGCACGUGCGGACAGCGCGUCUUCUACCAGUUCGGCCUGACCAACAUCCCCAUCUACAAUGUCAACAAUAAUUGCUCCACCGGUAGCACGGGUCUGGCUAUGGCCCGAACUAUGGUCUCGCACGGUGCUGCUGACUGUGUCCUCGUCGUGGGAUUUGAGAAGAUGAACCCUGGUAGCUUGCAGUCGAUGUACAACGACCGCGCCAACCCGACCGGUCUGUUCGGCACGAUGAUGGCUGAGACCCGCGGAGUCACUAACGCCCCCGGUGCUGCGCAAAUGUUCGGCAACGCAGGUCGAGAAUACAAGGAAAAGUACGGCGCUACGAACGAGGAUUUCGGCGAGAUCGCCCGCAUCAACCACGAGCACUCCAAACGGAACCCCUACUCGCAGUUCCAAGACGAAUACUCCCUCGAGCAAAUCAUGAACGCGCCCAUGAUUCACGAGCCCCUGACCAAGCUGCAGUGCUGCCCGACCUCGGACGGCGGUGCCGCCGCCGUCAUCGUCUCUCAGGAGUUCCUCGACGCCCGCCCCCACCUCAAGGAGCAAGCUAUCCAGAUCGCCGGCCAAUGCCUCGCCUCCGACACCGAUCAGGUCUACAACCGCAGCGCCAUCGAUCUGAUGGGCUUCGGCAUGACCCGCUACGCAGCCCGCACUGCUGCCACCGAGGCCGGUAUCAACGUGAAGGACAUCAAGGUGUGCGAGCUGCACGACUGCUUCUCAGCGAACGAGAUGAUCACCAUCGAUGCGCUCGAGCUGUGUGAGCCCGGCAAGGCGCACGAAAUGGUUCGCCGGGGUGAUAUCACCUACGGCGGAAAGAUGGUCAUAAACCCCUCCGGCGGCCUCAUCUCCAAGGGUCACCCACUCGGCGCCACGGGUAUCGCCCAGUGCGCCGAGCUGGUCUGGCACCUGCGUGGCUGGGCCAACAACCGCUUGAUUGCGGGGACUGAUGCUGCUCUGCAGCACAACCUGGGUCUUGGCGGUGCUGUUGUCGUCACGGUGUACAAGCGCGCAGACGGAAAGGUCGCUGCCGCCGUUCCGUCAGACGUUGUUGGUAAGCUCAACGGCCUGGGCUACAACCCUGCUGUCGAGGCUCGCGGGUUCACUGCGGCGCAGGCCAAGUCCGUCGUGAGCAAGAAGCACAGCAAUGAGUGGGCUGUUGCGGAUGCUCAUGACCGCGUUCUUGCCCGUUUCUAA